Molecule: messenger RNA, 4462 nt
Organism: Artibeus jamaicensis (Jamaican fruit-eating bat)
Lineage: Eukaryota; Metazoa; Chordata; Mammalia; Chiroptera; Phyllostomidae
Gene: JMY
Product: junction mediating and regulatory protein, p53 cofactor
Exons: 12
Coding region: 566-3637 (1023 amino acids)
Biological process (GO): positive regulation of apoptotic process; intrinsic apoptotic signaling pathway by p53 class mediator; Arp2/3 complex-mediated actin nucleation
Cellular component (GO): nucleus; cytoplasm
Molecular function (GO): actin binding; transcription coactivator activity; Arp2/3 complex binding
Source: RefSeq, a predicted model, not a curated record
GUCCCUCCUGGAGCCGCCGACGUCAGCAACAGAAUGGUAACAUUGUGCCGUUACUGAGGUUUGGAGUUUAGGAGACGCGUCAAUCAGUCUGGCGGCCCCUGGGCGGUCGGGAACAGGAGGAGGGCUAUCGGCCUGGGCGACUGGCAGAGACUCAUACACAUCUGGCCCUAACCGCUCACCGGCCUGCUCGGCCCCACGGGACCCACGCCUUACCUCCAGAGCGCCAUAGACGCAGCACCACGGCCUCUCACGCGGGGCAGCCGGGGCGGGCUCGGGGCGCUGCCACAGCGCUGGGCUUGUAAACAGAUCUGGCUGCACGUGACCAUGUGAACUACCUGCUCUAGGGAAGCGUAUUGUCUGUCUUUCCCGCGAGCUGCUCCACAAAGGAGUGCGGUGGGUCCGAGUGCGCAGGGACAGGCAAGCAAGCGAGGAGAGCCGGCUGGGACGCUAAGAUGGCUGAAGGCGUCCGGCGAGGGUGAGCGGGGGGCGCGGCGCAGCCAGCCGGUGAGUCCUCAAGCGGGCAGGACGAGCGUCGCCUCUCCGGCGGCCUGGCGUUGGAGCCACCAUGUCGUUCGCGCUGGAGGAGACGCUGGAGUCGGACUGGGUCGCCGUGCGGCCCCAUGUGUUCGAUGAGCGCGAGAAGCACAAGUUCGUGUUUAUUGUGGCCUGGAACGAGAUUGAGGGCAAGUUUGCCAUAACCUGCCACAACCGGACGGCCCAGAGGCAGAGGAGCGGCUCCCGGGAGCAGGCGGGAGCACGAGGGGGCGCGGAGACCGGCGCAGCAGCAUCCGAAGGGACUCGGGGGCUGGGCAGCCCCGCGGGCAAGGGGCGGCCGGAGGCCACCGGUUCUACUACUCUGGGGAGAAGCCCAGGGCCACGGAGGAGCCCAGCCUGGGCAGAGGGAGGUUCUCCCCGGAGCGCGCGCAAUGUUCGGGGGGAAUCACUGUUGCGGAGCUCAGCCGGCAAAGGAGCAGAGAGCUCUCUCAGGAGCCCAGUGCGGGCCAAGUCCAGCCCUGUCCGGAAGGGAUCUGAAGGCAGAGAUGUGGCGGGCAUCUCCGCAGCGUCAACCCCGGCGGCGCCCAGGGAGGCCCGGGUGUCCUCUGUGCGGGUAGUGAGUGCCUGUGGGGCAGUUUCUGAGGAGAUCGAGGUCCUGGAAAUGGUGAGGGAGGACGAAGCAGCUCCGGUCUCCCAGUUGCUUCCCGACACGGAGCUACAGCCACCCGUGGGUGAACUGGAGUCCACGGCCGAAGAGUGCAGUUGGGCCGGGCUCUUUUCCUUCCAGGAUCUACGCGCUGUGCACCAGCAGCUGUGCUCGGUGAACUCGCAGCUGGAGCCUUGCCUGCCCGUCUUUCCCGAGGAGCCCUCGGGCAUGUGGACCGUGCUGUUUGGGGGGGCCCCUGAGAUGACUGAACAGGAGAUUGAUACUCUUUGUUACCAGCUCCAGGUCUACCUCGGUCAUGGCCUGGACACCUGCGGUUGGAAGAUCCUCUCCCAGGUACUUUUCACUGAGACCGAUGACCCCGAGGAGUAUUACGAAAGCCUUAGCGAGCUGCGGCAGAAGGGCUAUGAAGAAGUGCUUCAGCGAGCUAGGAAGCGCAUCCAGGAGCUCUUGGAUAAGCACAAGAAUACAGAGAGCAUGGUGGAGCUUCUGGACUUGUAUCAGAUGGAGGAUGAAGCCUACAGCAGCCUUGCAGAAGCCACAACUGAACUCUAUCAGUAUUUACUGCAGCCAUUCCGAGACAUGAGAGAACUUGCCAUGCUACGAAGACAGCAGAUCAAGAUUUCCAUGGAGAAUGACUAUCUGGGUCCACGAAGAAUUGAAAGUCUACAAAAAGAAGAUGCAGAUUGGCAGCGGAAAGCUCACAUGGCUGUGCUCUCUAUUCAAGAUCUUACUGUCAAAUAUUUUGAAAUAACAGCUAAAGCUCAAAAAGCUGUGUACGAUCGAAUGCGAGCAGAUCAGAAGAAAUUUGGUAAAGCAUCUUGGGCAGCAGCUGCUGAACGUAUGGAAAAACUCCAAUAUGCAGUUUCUAAGGAGACUCUGCAGAUGAUGAGGGCUAAGGAGAUCUGUUUGGAACAGAGGAAGCAUGCACUAAAGGAAGAGAUGCAGAGUUUGCAGGGUGGUACAGAAGCCAUAGCCCGAUUGGAUCAGUUAGAAGCUGAUUAUUAUGAUCUGCAACUUCAGUUGUAUGAAGUACAGUUUGAAAUCUUGAAGUGUGAAGAGUUACUAUUGACAGCACAACUGGAAAGCAUCAAAAGACUUAUAUCAGAAAAGAGAGAUGAAGUGGUGUACUAUGACACUUAUGAAAGCAUGGAGGCCAUGCUGGAGAAGGAAGAGAUGGCAGCGUCGGUGCACUCACAGAGAGAAGAGCUGCAGAAACUUCAGCAGAAAGCACGCCAGCUGGAAGCAAGACGUGGACGGGUUUCAGCCAAGAAAGCCUACCUCAGAAAUAAAAAGGAAAUUUGUAUUGCAAAACACAAUGAAAAAUUCCAGCAGCGCCUUCGGAGUGAAGAGGAAUAUAGAACCCAUCACACAGUACAACUAAAGAGAGAAAAAUUACAUGAUGAAGAAGAAAGAAAAAGUGCCUGGGUUAGCCAAGAAAGACAGAGAACACUGGAUAGACUUCGAACUUUUAAACAGAGGGGAAGGGAAGGAGAGAGGGAGAGAAAUAUCAAUCAAUGUAUGGUUGCCUCUCAUACAUCCCCUGCUGGGAACUGGCCUGCAACCCAGAGGCACCCAGGUCAAGUUAUACUUAAAUCAACCAGAUUGCGACUGGCUCAUGCAAGAAGAAGGAGUGCCACCAGUCCUGUGCCCUGCGAGGACCAAUGUGACUCUGUACCAGGAGCGCUGCAAGUAGAAGAGAAAAGUGCAGAGGUAGAGGAAGGAAGAGGCAAGCUUGGGUCAUCACAGAAAACAGAAGCCCAAAGCCUCGUACAGCUCAAAGAUACUUCAUUAGUACAACUUGAAGACACUUCAUUACCUCUCGGUGGUGUUACCUCGGAACUGUCUCCCACUGUUUCUCUUUCACUUUUGAAUAAUAAUGACCUUGAACCAGGUUCUGGUACCACAGAUCCACUCCCACCACCUCUUCCUCCAACACCACCUCCCCCACCACCACCUCCUCCCCCUCCACCACCACCACCACCUCUGCCUGUUGCUAAGGACAGUAUCCCAGAGACACUGGAGAAAGGUCUGCCUGGAAUGGAGGGGACUGAGAAGAGGAUCCCUAAGUCUGCAAGUGCCCCUUCAGCACACCUCUUUGAUAGUAGCCAGCUGGUCAGUGCCAGGAAGAAGCUCAAAAAGACUGCUGAAGGUUUGCAGAGAAGGAGAGUGAGCUCACCUAUGGAUGAGGUGCUAGCUUCCUUGAAACGUGGUAGUUUUCAUCUGAAAAAGGUUGAACAGCGAACUCUGCCUCCUUUUCCUGAUGAAGAUGAUAGUAAUAAUAUCUUGGCACAAAUAAGGAAGGGGGUAAAAUUGAAGAAGGUGCAGAAGGAAGUUUUGAGAGAAUCCUUCACGCUGCUGCCUGACACAGACCCUUUAACACGGAGCAUCCAUGAAGCUCUUCGAAGAAUCAAAGAAGCAUCCCCUGAGUCAGAGGAUGAAGAGGAGACUUUGCCUUGCACAGAAUGGGAAAACUAACAAGUGACUCAACAGAAAGAAAAAUAUCUGCAGUUGAAGAUCGAUUCAUAUUCUUUUGGAAAACAAAUUUUAAGCACUUUGGUCUACAAUUGGAUUCCAUUAGAUCCAAAAUGUAUUGGCUCAGUGGUGUGAAAAAAAAAGGAAGCACAAUUGGCAAGUUACCACUUUUCCAGUCAUUCCAGUAGAUGUUGGAAUGUUAGAUGUGGAUGCCCCUGACUACAGUGAAGAAAAGGCCUUUCAAGGAGAUUCUUGGGUUGUUGUUUUUUUUAAAACCACCUUCCCCUCCUGUCCACCCACUUACAUACUUGUAGUGGCCAGUAAAGCUAGUGGUCAUUAUGAGUUGGAAGAACACUGGUUGACAGAGGUCUACUGUGAGCUGUAUCGGGACUGCAGUGAGUAGUCAGUCAUCCGCUUGAAAAUUACAGAGCUCCUUCCCUGUCAGCUUAUAUAAGUAAGUAGUGUGACACUCUGAAAAAGAAGUUCAUCUUGAUAGCUAUAGGACAGGAAUUGAAAGAAAAUCAGAGAGAAAUAUAUCUGAUGAAAAUUUCCACAUUAUUCAUCUCCAAAGGAAUUUUCAUAAAGAUGUUAAACAACAUCUGGAAAGAUAUAUAACUAUGGAGAUACAUCUGUUAAUGUAUUUACCGCAAUAUGAUACAUUUAACAUGGCAUAUUUUUAGAAGACCACACACUCUUAUACUUUGUAAGUUUUCAAAGAAAAAAUUCCCAUGCUUUUAAAUAGCUCUUCAUAAUUGUGAAUUUAUAAUAGUUUGAAUUUUGUGUGCAGCUUUGUUUAUGAGAAGCAAUAAAUAUUUCAAAUUAUUUUUA